Messenger RNA from Symbiodinium sp. CCMP2592, 1338 nucleotides. The record is from the annotation of a GenBank genome assembly. Lineage: Eukaryota; Dinophyceae; Suessiales; Symbiodiniaceae.
AUGUCCCUUUCGCUGAGCGUGGCGCUUCUGAGCGGUCUGGGCACGAAGGUGUCUUUGAGCCCCCGGUCGACAGUCGACGAGCUACGACGGGAGGCCCAAACAGCAUUGGGCUGCUACUUGAGCCACUUAAUCGACGAUUCCGGAGAGUGCUUGCCUGGAGGAAUCGAGCUCGAAGCAGCUGGUCUUGCUGAUGGCGACACAGUGAGCGCCAUCGUCCGCCACACCCAACUCGCAUCCACUCAUACAGCUUUCGCGCUGCUGAGGUGCGACGGCACUGUGGUGACGUGGGGAAGUGCGUACCAGGGCGGUGAUAGUGUCGCUUUCCAGUCUAAACUGAAAGAUGUUUCGAAGAUCUACUCUUCGGAUUACGCUUUCGCUGCAGUACGCAGCGAUGGGUCCGUCGUGACUUGGGGCAAUGCUGGUGCCGGUGGCGACAGUUCAUCUGUCCAGGAGAUGCUGAAGAAUGUUCGGCAGAUCCAAGCAUCCAGCCACGCCUUUGCUGCUGUGUUGGCAGAUGGCUCUGUGGUGACCUGGGGCAACAGUCGCUGCGGCGGUGACAGCAGCGCUGUGCAGGGGCAGCUGGUGCAAGUGCAGCACAUCUGGGCCUCCAAACAAGCCUUCGCCGCAUUGGCUGGAGGCGGUUCGCUGGUCACCUGGGGCAGCGCAGCCGCGGGCGGCGAUAGCGAAGCCGUUCGGGUGCAGCUUGCGCAAGGUGUGCGACAGAUGGCGGCUUCCGAGCUCGCGUUCGGGGCUGUGCUCUCGGACGGCUCGGUGGUCACCUGGGGCGAUGGCGACUAUGGCGGGGACAGCAGUGCCGUACAUGACCAGCUGCAGUCGGUUCGGGCGCUGCGGGCUUCCCAAGGGGCCUUCGCCGCCCUUCGCAGCGAUGGAUCCGUGGUGACCUGGGGUAAAGAGAGCUAUGGGGCAAACAGCAGUGCCGUGCAGGAGCAGCUCAAGGACGUCUUGGAGGUUCAGGCCUCUGAGGCGGCUUUUGCGGCGAUUCUUUCCAAUGGCUCGGUGGUCACAUGGGGGAACAAGCAUGCCGGUGGCAAUUGCUCGCCAGUGCAGCAGCAGCUCGAAGAGACUCAGGAGAUUUGUGCUUCCUUGGGGGCUUUUGCAGCGCGCAGGAGCGAUGGCACGGUGGUGAGUUGGGGCGAUGCCCUCUUCGGCGGUGACAGCAGCGCGGUGCAGGCAUCUUUGAAGGAUGUCCGUUGGCUCUAUUCUUCCGGACACGCCUUUGCGGCUGUGUUGGGCGACGGCUCCGUCGUGACUUGGGGCAACGCGGCUUACGGUGGCGACAGCGGCGCGGUGAGCGCGGCGCUGCGCGGUGGGGCGUGA